This is a messenger RNA of Rhopalosiphum maidis (corn leaf aphid), 2802 nucleotides long. RefSeq lists its product as uncharacterized. Bases 374 to 2014 code for a protein of 546 amino acids. The record is from RefSeq and is a predicted model, not a curated record. Lineage: Eukaryota; Metazoa; Arthropoda; Insecta; Hemiptera; Aphididae. The transcript has 3 exons.
GUGCAACAGCAGCAGUCGCGUACGUCGUACUGUAGCCGGCCAGUUACUUCGGCACCGCUCUUGUACAAGGUGUAUUCGCCACGCGUCGUAGUCGUCGUCCGGUCGUCAUCGCCGUCCACCACCUCUUCGCCCACCGUUGACGAUCAUCUCGCGUUUUCUGGCCAACGCAGCGCCCGCGAAACGGACCACUUUUAUCAUCGAACCGUAUGGUUUGGUCAUACUAACGUCGUCUAUGUACACAGAAAACACAACAACCCGGAGCUAUGAUCAAUUCUAUUAUUAUUGUGUGUGCCAAGAAAUCUAGUUCUAAUAGAGAAAUCCAUCAUUAUAAUGUUGAAAUAAUGCAUAAGCGGUAGCAAACAUUGUUUUAGGGAUGGCUGCAUUCAUCGGGAUCGGCGUACUGAGGCAUAUGUUAUACCGUCUGAUAUUUUGGGCAGCUAUAUUAUUAUGCCUCACACAAUUGUUGAUAACGUUAUGGAAAUCAGACCGGCCGAUGGCAAUGAAGUCAAGCAAUAUCAAUACCAGGAUGAUCCUGCAGAAUAUGAUUGACUUUCAUAUCGCGCGGACCACAACGCCGCCAUACGAGAGCCUGUUAACCGUCGAGCCGUGGGUGGAUAAAAUAUCGGUGCAAUCGGAACAGCUAAUUAUGGAUCAAGUACAAAAACGGUUGCCCAAUCUACCGGUGUCGUAUUGGAACCAGAAUAAAAACAAAGCAAUGUACUACAAAAACGAGAGUUGCGCUAAGUUUCCAAGCAUAUACGAAUUGGAAUUUAACAACGUGUACUGGCAAUCGCUGCAGACUUCCAACGGAUCGUUUCACCUGUACAGUGCUUAUUACGACGUGCGAAAGCUGAGUAGGAUCGGACCGGCGGUCCGGAUACUGGGCAUGAUCAACCGUAUUGAGCCGACGGUCAAGACUCACUGUCAGUUUUGGUUCGACGACUACAAGCAGCCGGUUAUUGUAAAAAUCAUGGAAUACAAAUACAUAUGGUAUAAGAAAUGGGGCAACUAUAAGCAGGGAAUAUUCCAGCCUUACCUUAUCGCAUGUCAGAUACCCAAGUCCCACCACCACGUCGUACCCGCGUCCGUGUCACUGGUGGAGAACGUGUGCGACAAGGCCACAAACAAUUUGCGUGUGGUGUAUAACCGGCCAGCAAAGAAGAAGGGUUUCGCGGUAUGCGUCAAAGGGCUGGACUUUCUGUACGAAGACCUGUCAGUGCGGCUGGUCGAGUGGAUCGAGCUGCUGCACAUCCUGGGUGCGGACAAGAUAUUUUUUUAUCAGCUUCAAGUACACCCGAACAUUAGCAAGGUGCUCGACCACUACGAGUCUGUGGGCCGCGUGCACGUGACACCGCUGACGUUGCCCGGCGGCCAGCCAAAUGUUCCGGGAUUCCAACACCUGUACCUGACCAAAAAGGUAAACCACAAACGGCAAAACGAACUGAUACCGUAUAAUGAUUGCCUAUACCGGAACCUCUAUUCGUACGACUAUAUAGCACUAUUGGAUAUCGACGAAGUGAUAAUGCCAUUACGGACCAGGACGUGGAAGGAGCUCAUGGACACGGUGAUGGUGAAGGCUCUGGCGGCAAGAAACGAAACCCGCGCUUCGUACAAUGUCCGAAACGUUUAUUUCCUGGACGAUCUGAUCCACACGCACGGUUGGUUCAAGACCAUGCCCAAGUACAUGCACAUGUUACAGCACGUGUACAGGAGCAAGAACUACACGAAACCAAAUCAGUAUGUGAAAUGUUUUCACAACCCCGAAAGAGCGUUAACGCUGCACAAUCAUUUCCCGUUGGCGUGCCUAAGCCAGGGCUGCACCUCGUACGCCAUGGAUACGGCGGACGCACAUCUACAACAUUAUCGGGCUGACUGCGUAAAGACGCUGAAGAAGACAUGCACGGAGUUUAGACAGAACAGCGUGAUCGACACGACUAUCUGGAGGUACAAAAAAGAUCUCAUAUCCAGAGUGUCGAACACGUUGUCAUCACUGGGUUUUUUCCCUGCCAUAUGACAAAACCACGAUUUAAAAAAAAAAAAAAAUCUAUAACACCGUUAUUAAUAGAUGAUAAUCAUUAGACUAUUUUUGUAUAAAAUAGAUAUUUGAAAAAUCGUUCCUGUACGUGCGAUGACAUUUCAUGAUAUUGUAUAGAUUAUUCCGCGCGCGUCUUACCUGUAGAUAAUAUCUUAAAUUAUUGUGUAUUAUUAUUAAAAUAUAAAGUACCAUAUACAUAUUUCCAAGUGGAUAACAAUCAAAACGUGAAUGCUCAUUCAUCGACUAGGCACUAAAUAAAUCUGCAUACGCUGCAAAAAGACUGGAUCCUAUUAUGCGAGUGCAGUCUCGCCAAAUUCCGAAUUGUAUACACUAUACGAGACUAUACUUUUAAAUUAUUCGAAAAUAAACUCUAUACUAUUAUAUUUUUCUAUAAUGAACGUUAAUUUUAUCAGUUAUUUUCGAAUAUUAGAAUUUAUACGUUUCAUACGUCAAAAGAGCGUCGACCAAAAUUUAAAGUUCCAAAACAACAAAUAGUUUCAAGACAUUAAUAUAAGUAGGUACCUACUACCUACUUCGUACUUUUUUGAAGAUUUAUAUUUCUUCAAAUCAUAUAAUAUUUAGAGUUUACAGUUUUUGAGAUCACAAACUGUUCAUGUAUUUUUAAAGUAAUUAUAUUAUGUUUAUGCCAACUAUUAAUAGGUACAUUUUACAGUUUAGUAUAUCCUUGUACAGGUUUAGUACACAAGACAUUUUAUUGAUAUUUGCCAAAUUAUUGAUUUCAAAAGUGUAUUUUUUUUUUUUACUAU